GCAUCAGUUUCAGUAGUGAUCUCCGCAUCGCCACAUCAUUACCGCCACCAUGAACGCUAUACUUGUACUAGCCAUCCUGGGCCUGGCAAUGCCCAUUUACGGUGAGGAGACACAGGUAGAGAAGAAACAAGAGAAGAGAGGUGCUCUGGGGUUGGGUUACGGCUAUGGAGGAUUAGGAAACGCUCUGAUUGCGGGAUCGGCUUAUGGAGGACACGGAGGCUACGGACAGAGUUAUCUCGGCGGCGGCGUUGCCCCGGCCUACGUCUCGGGUCACGGCAUUUCCGCACCCGCCUACGGCUACAACGUGCAGCCCAUAGCGUCUCACGGAUACAGCGCGCCUUUGUACUCGUCUUACCGUAUCGGUUACUCCGGCGCGGGCGGUCUGGGAUACGGUGGCACGAACCUCGGACUCGGGCACGGUGCCGGAGCGAUCGCAUAUAGCGCCGGGCUGGGAUACGGCGCGAGGGGUCUUGGCCUUGGACACGGUGCGGGAAUCGGAUACGGUGCCGGAUACGGCGCGGGAUACGGCGCGGGAUUGGGACACGGCGGUCUCGUCGGCGUCGGCGCCGGUUACGGCCACGGAUGGUGA
Wasmannia auropunctata (little fire ant) is the source of this 589-nucleotide messenger RNA. Its product is annotated as keratin-associated protein 21-1. The record is from RefSeq and is a predicted model, not a curated record. The transcript has 3 exons. Bases 50 to 589 code for a protein of 179 amino acids. NCBI's taxonomy places the organism in Eukaryota, Metazoa, Arthropoda, Insecta, Hymenoptera, Formicidae.